ACUGAUUGGUGUUUUUGCGUCAGCUGCUCGCCGUUUUUGCGAUUCAUUGCAAUUUAUAUUUUGCUGAAAAUAACAAUAAUUAAGAAGUGCAGAAGAUGCCGAACAAAAAACCGGCCUCACCCGAUGUGGACGAGAAUGCUGCACAGGACCUUACGCAGGCGGCCAAAGAUGUGACGGCGGCAUCGGAGGAAAUGCUGGAAAAAGUCCUUGCCGGCUUAAAAAUGCACGACUCGGAGAACGAGAAUGAGGCGUUGGCGCAGGAGGAUCAGACCACAAAUGGCGGCACCUCUGCAGCGUCUGCAAGCAAGCAGCAGGCCUUACUCCAGGCCGUCUCCGAUGUGGUGGCUAGCCGGCAGGCGAAAAAGUUUGCCUUCUGGUCCACACAGCCAGUGACAAAGUUGGACGAGCAGGUGACCACCAAUGAGUGCAUUGAGCCAAACAAGGAGGUCGCCAAGAUUCGGCCCGAACCGUACACUUUGCCCGGCGGCUUCAAGUGGGUCACAUUGGAUCUCAACGAUACCAAUGACCUGAAGGAGCUGUAUACUCUGCUGAACGAGAACUACGUGGAGGACGACGACGCCAUGUUUCGAUUCGACUAUCAGCCGGAGUUUCUCAAAUGGUCCCUGCAGCCACCUGGCUGGAAGAGGGACUGGCAUGUCGGUGUGCGGGUUGAGAAAUCCGGCAAGCUGGUGGGCUUCAUCUCAGCCAUUCCGAGCAAACUCAAGGCCUACGACAAGGUCUUAAAAGUCGUCGACAUUAACUUUUUGUGCGUGCACAAGAAAUUGAGAAGCAAGCGGGUCGCCCCGGUCUUGAUACGUGAGAUAACGCGGCGCGUCAACCUAACGGGUAUUUUCCAAGCUGCCUAUACUGCCGGAGUGGUGUUGCCUACGCCGGUGGCCACCUGUCGCUACUGGCAUCGUUCGCUCAAUCCGAAGAAGUUGGUGGAUGUGCGCUUCUCGCACUUGGCCCGCAACAUGACGAUGCAGCGCACUGUGAAGCUUUACAAACUGCCAGAUCAGACCAAGACCAAGGGCUAUCGUCGCAUCACGGCCAAGGAUAUGGACAGGGCGCACAAGCUGCUCGAGGACUAUCUGAAGAAAUUCUCCCUCUCCCCAGUAUUCAGCAAAGAGGAGUUCCGUCACUGGUUCACCCCCAGGGAGGGCAUCGUCGACUGCUUUGUGGUGGCGGAUGAGAAGGGAAAUAUCACCGAUCUGACCAGCUACUACUGUCUGCCAUCCUCUGUGAUGCACCAUCCGGUGCACAAGGCUGUCCGCGCCGCAUACUCCUUCUACAACGUCUCGACCAAAACCCCCUGGCUCGAUCUGAUGAACGAUGCAUUGAUAUCGGCCCGUAAUGUUCAAAUGGAUGUCUACAACGCCCUCGAUCUGAUGGAGAACAAAAAGUACUUUACGCCAUUGAAGUUCGGUGCCGGCGACGGAAACCUGCAAUACUAUUUGUACAACUGGCGCUGCCCGGCCAUGCAGCCGGAAGAAAUAGCCCUGAUCCUCAUGUAAAAAGACUCCAUACCACCACACGCACUUUCUCACAUCAGUCUUAUAUACAUUCUCGCCCAGUUCGAGUCACGUACGUUGAUCAAAAUUCCCCACAUCCCAUCCCGCCAGCUGUGCUGAAAGUCAAACUUUUCUUUGUGCACGUGCAGGUGGGUCGCUUCUUUGCUUAGCUUCUCUACACAGCAAUUUUCCAGGCGGAAAAAAAAUUGUUCUUUACCUAAAUUUUGUAUAAAUAAUGCAUUUUGCAAUUGCCAGGCUUGAGUAUUUUGUACGAAUAAAAACAAGCCAAGCUGAA
This is a messenger RNA of Drosophila obscura, 1806 nucleotides long. It is a transcript of the gene Nmt, whose product is annotated as glycylpeptide N-tetradecanoyltransferase. Gene Ontology annotation, biological process: N-terminal peptidyl-glycine N-myristoylation. Gene Ontology annotation, cellular component: cytoplasm. The record is from RefSeq and is a predicted model, not a curated record. The transcript is spliced from 2 exons. Lineage: Eukaryota; Metazoa; Arthropoda; Insecta; Diptera; Drosophilidae. Bases 96 to 1514 code for a protein of 472 amino acids. Gene Ontology annotation, molecular function: glycylpeptide N-tetradecanoyltransferase activity.